UCUUACAGCAGCAAGUUUUCUGUCCUGUGAUUGGCCAAUAAUAACAAUGUUAUACCAAACAACAAGGGUAUUUUAGGGUUUGAAAAGGUAGGCUAGGUUUGAUUAUGGUGUUAGCUUUGAUAAUGUAUUGGCAAAGUUUUAUUGGAACUUUGAUCAAUACAUUAGUGAUUAAGAGCAUGUAAACCUAUUUACUUACUUGAUACUUGAGUUUUGCCGUCUCUGGCAAGAGUACUUGGCCAACAUUGAUUGGUAGUUUUUCCAGUAGACUUCACAGCUUAAGAAAAAUGAUACCAAAAUCCAGAAUCAGAAGAUGAAAACAGGCAAUCAUACAGCUUGUAAUGCACGAUUGUUAUACUUCACAGCAUCUCAGUAAUCAAUACAUCAGCCAUACUGUGCACACACCUAAAGAGGCACUGAUAAACAUUGUAACAACCAUGGAGUAUCAUCCAUAUGGAAAUGUGUUAUUUAAGGCUAUUGAUCGCUGUAACUGGCAAGAAGCAAGACGUAUCUGUGAAGAACAUCCAAACCUUAUUAACACUUACGACAAUUGGAAUGAAACACCAUUAUUAUGUGCUAUGGUACAUAUGCUGCAACGUGUACCAGAAGACUUGAUGCUACUGAUGGUUGAAAAAGCUACAGUAGGGAAUAUAGAAUAUGAAAACAAGGGUGGUGAAACUAUUAUCAGUUUUUUGGCACAGCAUAUGUAUACAUCAGCAUUGAGAUGUGCAUUGGAAAAGUCUGCGAGGAAAAUAAACACAGGAAACAAUUAUAUAAAAAUAGCCGGUAAAUAAAGUAAACAUCAUCAAAUUUAAUCUCAAACCUGAGUCAGCUAAACUGGUUGUAGCUACUGGUGUGUCCACAAAGAAUUUUCUUUCGCAACUCCAUAUCAGACUUUUUCAUUUUGAACUAUUCCAUUCCUCAGGGUUCAAUUUUGGGACCUCAGUGGUUUUCGUGAAAUUUUAACCUUUCUUAUCAUAUUUAUGCUGAUAAUAAACAGGUCUAUAUUUCUUUUAAAGUUGCUGAAGAAUUUGAUAUGAAGAUUGAAUCUCUCAGAAAUUGUAUUUCUGAGUUGAAAACUUGGAUGUCCGAAAACUUCUAAAAGUAAAUGAGCACAAGACAGAAUUCAUCGUCUUGUUCCCCUCAACAAAGGAAAAAAUGCCAAGACCUCCACAUCAACAUUGGAGAAUGUCAUAUCGAUCAAGUACCUCAUGUAUAGAAUUUGGGUAUUACGCUUGAUUCUUCAAUGACUUUGAGUUAGCACAUUCUCAAAAUCACCAGCUCCUCAACAUAUCCCAUGUGCAAUAUACAUGCAUUUGUUACCUCACAUCUUGACUUUGGAAUUCUCUUGUUUUUUUGGUUUUGAUAUAUAUCAGUCGUUGAAACAAAAAAUUAUGACAAGGCAU
Anneissia japonica is the source of this 1403-nucleotide messenger RNA. RefSeq lists its product as uncharacterized. The transcript is spliced from 5 exons. The record is from RefSeq and is a predicted model, not a curated record. The coding region runs from base 339 to 791 and encodes 150 amino acids. Lineage: Eukaryota; Metazoa; Echinodermata; Crinoidea; Comatulida; Comatulidae.